AUGCUUACUCCCCCGCAUCCCCAGACCCAAUUCUCCACGAAUAGCGUCUUCGGUUACGGAUCAUUGCCCGAUUGCUCCGGGCCCCCAAACGCCAAAAAGCCCUGUGCAGACCAUGGGCCCUCUCCGCUUGCCAAGAUUGAGUUCUACGAUCAAGUUGCACCAAGGGACCUCGUGAACCAAUCUCCGACCCCUGUCAGACCAUCCUUCAGGAGAGUGUUCAGAUGUCUCGAGCUCAAUGUGGCUACCAAUCCUGCGGCUGAGGAGAUAAUGCGUUUUCACUUUACAAGUUACGGCAGUGGCGCCUUUGACACGGUCUUGAUGGCCCUAAAACGAGUCAGUGGCCGGCGGUAUGGAAAGGCAUUCCGUCUCUUGCGCCAAUAUCUUGUCCAGAGUGCAUACAUGACUGUCUUCGGCCAAUAUGUUCCGAAAUUGAUUUGA
Messenger RNA from Fusarium graminearum PH-1, 438 nucleotides. RefSeq lists its product as uncharacterized. Lineage: Eukaryota; Fungi; Ascomycota; Sordariomycetes; Hypocreales; Nectriaceae. The transcript is spliced from 2 exons. The record is from RefSeq and is a predicted model, not a curated record. The coding region runs from base 1 to 438 and encodes 145 amino acids.